AUGUCGGAACCAGGACAAAACAAGGUUGAUGGUACAAAAUCGAUGCCUUGCAUUGAAUUGACAUCUCCUAUAUUGGAUGCGUCGUCUGAACAUUCGUUCGCGUCUUACAAAAGUUUCAACACGACAUACGAGCAGGAAAUCCAGAGAAAUAUUGAAAUACGUCCAAACGUAAAAGCUCUGAUCGACAAACACAAGUCGUUUCAAGAAAAUUUACUAAUUAAUGCUAAAGUUAAUGAUCUUAAAUACAGUGACCAGAAAUUAUUUUAUAGAGACUGUGAACAUUUAAGUACACCGGACAACGAUUGUAUACAAAUGAAAGGUGACACGAAACAGUUGGAAAACGUCCAAAAUGUGAAUAAUCAUGUGUUUGAAACUUAUACUGUCCAUCAAAUGGCCAUCAGUCCAAAACCAUUAGAUGUAGAAAAACAUGUAGUGUCAAACUCUGAAAAUACAGAUUUUAAAACUGGAAUGCCCAAACGUUUUUGGCAAAACAUUAUUUCCCUAGUCAACAUUAACAAUACUUACUAUCAAUGUUUGAAACAGAUAACAGACACACAGAAAUUUGAAAAUAUUGAGGACUUAAUGGUUCACAUUAAUUUGGCGUUAAAAAUGGCUGGAGAUGAAUUUGAACUUAUCGGAUCAGAACUAAUCGCCUCGUCCAAUCAGUAUUUGGAAAAGUUUGGCAUCAUAUUGGACAGCAAAUUAAAUGAGAAAUUAAAGAGAGUUCAUCCAUCGUCAAACAACGAUAGCACAAUGAAUGCUCUCAGAAUGGAGUUGGCUGAAAAUAAGAGGUGCAUGAAGAUCGCUGAAAAUAGUAUCGCACAACUACAGAAGGAGAAAAAAGACUUGUUGAACAUAUUAAUCAGCUACGAUUCUGAGAACAUUAACAAGGUAUCGUUGGAAAAACGUCUUGAAGCUCAGAAACAGACAAACGACGAAUUACGGGAUUUAAUUAGCAAAUAUUAUAUCCGUUGUCAAACAAUUUUAAAUUAUUGA
This is a messenger RNA of Diuraphis noxia (Russian wheat aphid), 996 nucleotides long. RefSeq lists its product as uncharacterized. Lineage: Eukaryota; Metazoa; Arthropoda; Insecta; Hemiptera; Aphididae. The record is from RefSeq and is a predicted model, not a curated record.